AAUAGUGAUGUGUUAUUCAUUUCAGCUCGCCUGUAAAUUCAAAUCGCUUAAUAUUGCUAUGCAUGGAUUACAGGAUGAGGGGACAAUAUGAGGGGCAUUCAAAGAUUCGUUCUUGUAUGCUUCAAAUAUUUCACCGUCUUCCAUCACCCGACGAUGGGUCAACUACCAGUCGGCCAAUUAGCUUCUCAAAAUAGUUGACAUCACUCUUCAAUUAUUUCAGUCUCCGUAAAAAUCAGAUUAUUAUCCGUUACGCUGAUAUCGUUAAUCUAGGGCAUCGUUAUGCUCCCAGCAAGAUGGAUGUGGGGGCUUCUCGCGUUAGGGUUAUCAAGCAUAACGUUAUGGUCUCCGACAACGAGAAAUAUAAAAAGGUUCCAAAUGGCGAGACGGAAUUUGUUUUGAAAUCAGAUCCAUUGAUCAAAAAGUACCCUGCUUACACUCAUCGCCAUACUUUUACAAUAAUAAUUUGAAGUUCAGCCAACGAACAAUCUACACCAUGGCCGGAAACAACAAUUAUUCUAUGCACUCAAUCGUCGCCGCAUAUGGCGUCGGACUCGCUCCUCAUGGCUACUAUUUCAUCAAGAUGAUGGCCAACGCAAAGGGUCAAGCGAGCAAUAUCCUACCACGAGAAAACUUGACCAAUCUGAAAGGUCGCAUUCCGGCUCACGUAUGGGAUAAACUCGCCAGGGCACGCGGAGCGCAUUUGAAUGCUUUGGAGAGCUUGCCCAUGUUUGCUGCUGCCAUGCUCGCAGGAAACCUAGCAAAGCUCCCAUCAAGCGAGCUGAAUACCCUUGCUGUUGAAUAUAUUGGCGCACGUCUGUUGUAUACCGCUGUGUACCUCGGAGUGCGAUCCGAAGCAGCAAGUUACUUGCGUACUGGUAUAUGGGCCUGGAGUAUCUCGAUUCCUGUCUGGGGUUUGAUCAAAGCAGGGAGGAUGUUGAACUCGUCUAGUGAAUUAAGCGGUCCCCUUUAA
Talaromyces stipitatus ATCC 10500 is the source of this 970-nucleotide messenger RNA. RefSeq lists its product as uncharacterized. The coding region runs from base 494 to 970 and encodes 158 amino acids. The record is from RefSeq and is a predicted model, not a curated record. The transcript is spliced from 5 exons. NCBI's taxonomy places the organism in Eukaryota, Fungi, Ascomycota, Eurotiomycetes, Eurotiales, Trichocomaceae. Gene Ontology annotation, cellular component: membrane.